AUGCGACCGUUGUCUAGCGGAGGAGAAGCCCGCAUGGCCCCUUACCAGAGCCUCUCUCCGCCUCAUCGAUCCGCAUCGUAUUCACAACCGACCCCUCUCGAAGACUUUCGCAAGUCAAGACGAUGGCCACCCAAAGGAUACAGAUCGGAGGAUGCGCUAGAGCCCGAGCAGGCGGAUGAAUUGAUAUGUGCUGGAGCGUCAUCGUUCAAGGGGUAUUGCGAUGCGAUAGCGAACGCACCAGCGGGCUACGAUCGCUACUAUGCGGUCAUGGAGGCUGAGCAUCAGAGUCGAACGGACCGCGCAUCUUUCCAGCACGAGGCAUACAGGGACAUUUCGCUCAACAUGACAGGUGCAUCUGAUAGCCAGUUUCCAUGGCUGGCUCAUGAGUACCCUUGUAUGGCGUAUGCGUUUGGGAAGAGUGCAGGGACUACAACACUCAACUAUUGGGUCAGCAAGUGCGGAAGCAGUAAUCCUCCUAUGCAAUUUGCCAGCGAGGUAAAGCCGCGGAAGAUAAAGCUCCUCCAGAUUUUGGACCGGUUACAGAACCUAGAGAGUGGCCUCGAUGAAGAUGAUCCUGAGGAAUUGUACCGCUACCUAUACGGCACGCUCAUCGAAGAUUCGGAGCAAUUUGACGAGGAACGCCGUCACGUUCGGAUUGACCAGCAGAUUACAGAUUUAAUUACCGUGUUGAGCAAUCCCAAAUGGAUAGAUUUCUCGCACCCAAAGAAUCAGGUUGUAGCCAAGUUCUUUGAUGCUCCCGAUCAGCGCAAGAAGCAGGAGUUCUUUCACCAACUGCUACUCUCGGUGGAGCUCUACCUUCGGAUACACUCUAAGCACCAUUCGGAAAAGUCUAAGCGAAAGCUCAUUCUGCAGCUUCCAGCCAUCAUUACCUGGGACCUGGCGGUGGCCCAGCGGUGGCUCGAAAACAUGGAGAUUACAAAGACGCGGAUAUCAUCCACCCAGAGCACUUUCAGCUUCGAUCUGAGGAGCAAAAGCAGACAGAUUGAAGCAUUGAGAACUUUUGCGGCGACGCUAAAGUGGCCAAACAUGGAUGAGGUCGAGUAUGUCCUGGACGAACAGGACUUGAACGAGAAAGCGCUCGAGGAUCGGUCCGCAGACGCCAUGUCGUGGUUUUCAGGCAUUAUCCUGCCAGGCCGGACACUGCCCUGGCUUAUCAUGAACAGCUUAAUAGACUGUGACAGGGAUACUGGCGAUACUCUCAAGUAUCUGACCCAUAUGCAUCCAGCGUCCGGUUUCCAAUAUCGAGCAAACACGUACUGGUCAUCGCAGUCUAUCGUUGGCAAGGUACUAGGCGCUGCGCGAGGAGUCAAACAGAUUGCAGGUUGGAUUGGACCAUGCAUUUACACUCCCGAUCUCAAGCGGACGGAGUGUGUGAAGGUGAGACAACAAGAGUCCCCGGAUCCUAUGCUCGCCUCAAUCGAUGUAGAGUCUAUGGAUCAACGCACCAACCCCUUGGGCGCGCCAGACGACAGCUAUCCCGUGGACGACUACGAAGUUCCUAUGCCGGAUACGGAAGACGUGACAGAUCUCAUACGGAUGGAGAAGCUUCGCUUUAUGCCUGUUAAAGAGCGAUCAGAAGGGACCAGGCAUACUGCUGGUCCUCCAAUGGUCUUCGAUGCCGCUAUUUCGUUCGCGUGUGGUGGCGAGAGCUGGCCAAUGAAGCUACGGUACAACGUCGACUUCAUCAACGCCUUUCCUUGCCACCAAGGUCCUCAUGUACUAUUCUACGAUUUCAGCUACAAAGCCAUCAAGAUCGACGAAGGCCUCGUCGACAUCCAAGACUGGGGCCACCAAUCCGGUCGCACGCCCCGCCCCACCUCCUCCAAAUCCUCACCUGGCAAGAAGGCUCUGGCGCUAAUGAACGAGAAACAGAAGAGUGCUCACGAACAAGUUACGAAUGUGCUUGUUAUAGAGGCUCUGGGUGUUAGCGAUAAUGAGGUUUUCGCAAGAGCGUGGUGUGCACACCAUGGACACAGCGCUAUCGUCGCGAACAUCAAGGAGACGUCCGGUUGUAGCACACACCCAUUACCAAUUACCCGCUUGUUUUCCGUCUACGCCAUGGGCCGGUCAACGAUACCUCCGGCGCUCAACGAGCUCUCAAAUCCUAGUACACCCGAAGCACAGGUCACAGCGCUUCAGAAUCUCAAAAAUGAGAUAGUCGGGCAUGAGCAGAGGAAAGAACUGGCAGUGACACAUGGUGUUGUGAAACCACUGGCGGGUCUAUUACGGGCGGAGGCUAGGAAGGGCGGGAAGAGAAGGAGGAACGUCACAAAUGGACACGCCUCUGGGCUUUUCAACGAGUCGAGGAAGGGUAUGGAGGGAUGGACUACUGAGGAUGAGUUGAGGUUUCAGGCCACGCUCGUCGUUGGCAGCCUCGCGAAUGGCGGACCAACAUUUGUUGCCCCGCUUCUAGCAGGUCAUGUACUCCCUCCGCUUCUUGAAGCGCUGCGACCCAGCGAGACGCCCUCGAAACUCGUAACCACGACUCUCAAGACCCUUAACCAGGUUGUCGACGCCGUCCACCAGGAGAAGCCUUGGCUCGACGUGUCCGACUCAUCCUCACGGUCAUCUCUCGCUUUCGCUGUCAACGAGUCCAUAUAUACCAGAUCUGUCAUUGACAGCCUUGCUGAGAUACUCGCGCAACCGGCAGGGACGAUGAAGGCCAAUCAGCAGAUUGAGUCGACUAUCCGGCUCAUCAUGAAGACAUGUGUAGAGGACAAUCAGAAGAAGAUGCUGGUAGAUGCAGGAAUACUGGAUCUUCUCGCUGACAAGCUCGCUGCUGUCGCUGCCUUAGACGAUCGGAUCCCCGCAACAGAGUGGAAGCAGUCGAAUCGCGAGCAGCUUCCCCGUACCUGCUUGCCAGACAUUCUGGAGGCUGUCUCGGCCAUUAUCAAGGACUCGCACUUCUAUACCGCUCGUUUCCUCUACUCGCACUCAGUACAGCAGCUCUUCGGGUGGCCAAAGGAGCGCACAGCAGCAUUGGACGGAAGCAACACAUCACAAGCAGCAUCAUGGGACAAGCUAAUCCCGCGAGUGCAGACAAUGGCAAGCAAAUCAGAUCCGUACAUCAAGCAAUGGCCGGCUCUUGGUGCCUACGCCUCUAUCACUGGAGAUAGCUAUUCCCGUUUACCGAGCAUGGAGUCGCUGCAACAAACCUCAAGUAGAAGUGUCAUCACUGACGAGUUUGAGUCACCGCUAUUCAUAUGGCUCAUGUACGUGGCCCGUCGAGGCGAAGGUCGAGAACGUCUUUCUGCUUGUUGGCUACUAGCGUUGCUGAAGAAAUUUGGCGAACGAUGGCCUCUCAAUGACCCUUCCAAGACAACAAGGGAAAGGCACUUCUCGUAUCUGAUUAUCCCGUUGGUCGAAAAGAUGAUUGAGGACUCCAGUCCGACAUCAGAGCAAACCAAGAGGGCGAAUACCCUAAGUCCUGCAGCAAGAGACGAAUUGCGCUUUGUGUUGGAACGCUCACCAGUUGUGCUUGCUGAGCUCGUUGCUGGGAACAAGUCUCUUCAGACAGCGGCUGUUCAUGCUCGGACCCUACCGACGCUUAUUCAGAUUCUCAAGAAGUCGUUUGACGUACCUGCCACAUCCUCAAAGCCUCUAUGGCAACCACGGUCUUCAUCUAGCGAAGUAAAAGACCCAAGUAUUGACCCCGCAUCAUCGACACUAGGUAGAUCUGGACUUAGUGCGGACUUGUUGCAUGCGUUCAGGUACCGAGAGAGCGUUCUCCUGGCUCUGGCGGCAAUAGCAGGAGAUCAAGAUUCGUUGAGGAAGAUGGUCAUUGAAAUGGGCGCCGCAACGCACAUCAUUGAAGCUCUGGUUCCAUAUCGCGAAAACAACGAGCAAGGGAUAUCCUCUUCAGCAAAGGAUGGCAACCCUGAUUCAGUACUGAUUGCUGCCUGCAAAGUUACGCGAUCACUCUCAAGGUCCGUCAGUGUGCUCAGGACUAGCUUGAUCGAUCACGGUGUCGCCCAGCCGGUUUUCGAGCUUUUGACACAUCCCAACGUCAAGGUACAGAUUGCUGCUACCGAGGUGAUCACCAAUCUGGUGCUUGAUGUGUCACCAAUGCGAACUGAGAUCCUCGAAUCCGGGGUAUUGAGAACGUUGUGUGAGCAAUGUCGAUCAGCAAACUUUGACCUUCGUUUCGGCAGCCUUUGGGCGCUCAAGCACUUAUGCCUAGGGUUACCGCAUGCUAUGAAGAUACAAUGUCUCGAAGAGCUUGGUGUAGGCUGGCUGGUACAGGUACUCAAUGGGGAGCCAUCUAAGCCAGCCAUGGGAACACCCAACGCAGCAGGGGAACAAGUCGAUAUCCUCAACGCCGUUGACGAGCCUCAUAUGGACGUGGAUGACGAUCCAUCAUCAUCUGAUGACGAUGACGAUGAUGUCAUGACCGAGAGCAUAACAUCUAUGCGACGACACCAACGUCCUGGAUCUCGAUACACAAGUGCAACGAACAUCCGAGAUCGGUUACAGCAAAUUAAGAAUGAUGAACAGGACCAUCGGCUCAACGGUGAGCGUGACGACAUACGUAUACAAGAACAAGCGCUUGACUUCAUCCGUAACUUCGUCUCUGAAGACAAAGCCUCCGGUGAGAUGAUCGAUCAUCUCCUCAAGACGUUUGGCCACAGCCGGUUCUUUGAAAUCCUCGAUGCUAAGAUCCGACCAAAGAACUCUUCCUUAUUCGCGUCAUCAUCGCAAACCCAGGCCAGUCCUAGUGCUCCCAGCUACUGGCCAAACAGCAGCCACCGUACACCCUUUUCUCCUUCCACGAAUAACCCAGGGCAGACGAACUGGGCUACCUACCCUGCCACUGAACUCAUUCUUGCUACAGUAUAUAUCCUCGUACACCUUGCCAAUGGUCGACCUCAACACCGCUCCCUCCUCAUCUCACAGACUACGCUCAUGCAACAUGUUCUUCCUCUCUUCACACAUCCUCGUCGCGAUGUCCGUGUAGCUUGUUCAUGGAUGUUGCACAACCUCGUCUGGGUAGAAGAUCAUACCGACGAAGCUGCGACACGUGAACGCGCUAUCAGUCUCCGCCAAUUGGGUUUCGAGGAAGGCGCCAAGCAGCUGGGACGUGACGUGGACACCGAUGUCAAGCAACGUGCUAUUGUAAGUAUUGAGCAAUUUGACAAGUUGCUCAACGGUGGUAAUAGUCAUGUACGGGGUAGUGGCUUCGGCAGCCCCGGCGGAUUCGGUAGUGGAGAGGGUGGUGUUAGUGGACUUGCAGGUAUGGGUGGGCGCUUGUCAGCAAUGCAUGGUUGGAGACAUGAUUCUAGGGGUUGA
Alternaria atra is the source of this 5307-nucleotide messenger RNA. RefSeq lists its product as uncharacterized. Lineage: Eukaryota; Fungi; Ascomycota; Dothideomycetes; Pleosporales; Pleosporaceae. The record is from RefSeq and is a predicted model, not a curated record. The coding region runs from base 1 to 5307 and encodes 1768 amino acids. The transcript is spliced from 6 exons. Gene Ontology annotation, molecular function: protein binding.